AUGAAAGAGGAUGAAUUCGAGCUAAGCUUUCGUUUUCCCUGGAGUAUCACUGAAGAUGGCGAGAUGUGUUUUGAUUUACUGAAUGUUUUUCAUUCAAUCAACGUGUUUAUAGGUCCGGAACAGACAACGGAAAAAGAGACAAGACCGGAGUACAUACAUCCAGACGGUUUACUAAACUUCGAUCCAUAUUUAUCAGACUUUAAACCAGUAGAGGAAGAAGAUGACUACAUUCCACUACCAGAGAACGACGAGACAAUUGACGGUCUGCCAAUAUUUCUCGUGGAACCAAAGAAUUCUUUCGUACUUCGCAGCAAACCGGCCACCUUACUAUGCAGGGCAGCCAAUGCUCUGCAGGUUUACUUCAAAUGUAACGACGUGAGAACAGACAAGACGGUUCAGCUCGAACACGUAGACCCUCAGAAUGGAGUGAGAGUGGUUGAAGCUGAACUAAAUAUUACUAGGAAUGAAUUGGAUGAAUAUUUCGGUGGGAAAUACAGUUGUGAGUGUUACGCGUGGAACAGUAAGGGGAGGAUUCGAAGUCAGGGUGUCUUCAUUGAGUUUGCUUAUAUCAAGAAGCAGUUCUCUCAGCAACCUCAGUCAGUGACGGCGGAGGCUGGAAGGCAGGUCACUUUCCAUUGCAGGCCACCACCUUCGGCACCUAUGGCAACCAUCAAAUGGAUCCGCAAUGGACUCACAAUUGAACCAACCAACGAAACUCUGGUUAUACCCCGAGUUGGAAUACAGGAUAUGGCAAAUUACACCUGCAUAGCGGAAAAUAUCGCCGGUCGACGGGAGUCAGAUGUUGCAGUGCUAUCAGUAUACGUGAAUGGCGGUUGGUCAGACUGGAGUCCCUGGAUUCCUUGUCGGUGUGGUUCCCAGACAAGUGGAAGACGGAGGACCAGGACUUGUACGGAACCAGCGCCAGCUAAUGGCGGAGCACCCUGUAGAGGCCAGUCCGCUCAGAGUGAUGAUGACUGUCUUAGAUGCCAAAGCGGUUCAUGGUCUGCUUGGAACCCCUGGUCAUCUUGUAGUGAGGAAUGUGUCAGGGUCCGCCGGAGACAAUGUAUCGGUACUUGUUCAGGAUCUACUUUACAACACGCUGCCUGCGUUGAUGGCUUGUGUUCAGCUGGUCUCAGGUUGUACAAGAACAACAUGAGCCUGUACGUGGGUAUCGGCAUUACGGUAGCGAUGCUGGCCGCGGGUGCUGCUAUACUGUACGUGUGGUGCCGCUAUCGGACUGUCAGACCGGGAUAUAGUGCCGCAAGGACCGGUAUCCCGAAGGUGUACUCCCGAGACAAGGCCGCAGCCCCCGACCUCACUCGGACUUGCAAUGAGUACUGGAUGAGACCGGACAAUCAUUACGACAUGCCACAAAUGAGAGACAGUUACGCGUCUCCGUUCGGUAACCGCAGUCACCAACAAACGUCUGCGGGGAGCAACCACUGCGAGAUGAAGCCCUACAGUCCCUCGGCGGAGUCCGCGUCCAGCUGUUACACUAAUUCCCGCACGAUGACGUCACGAUCGAGCGAGUGUUCGUCCCAGUUGGCUGAGCUAAUGACGUCAUCACCCACCUCCCACUCCAAGGUAGACGUGGCUGUCACCCUACCCCCAGGACCCGCGGAGAGCUAUAGAGAUAAAAUAUGUUUAACUAUAGUUAAAUAA
Molecule: messenger RNA, 1662 nt
Organism: Danaus chrysippus (African queen)
Lineage: Eukaryota; Metazoa; Arthropoda; Insecta; Lepidoptera; Nymphalidae
Source: the annotation of a GenBank genome assembly